This is a messenger RNA of Nicrophorus vespilloides, 1746 nucleotides long. RefSeq names its product NAD kinase 2, mitochondrial (gene Nadk2). Gene Ontology annotation, cellular component: mitochondrion. NCBI's taxonomy places the organism in Eukaryota, Metazoa, Arthropoda, Insecta, Coleoptera, Silphidae. Gene Ontology annotation, biological process: NAD+ metabolic process. Gene Ontology annotation, molecular function: NAD+ kinase activity. The coding region runs from base 406 to 1602 and encodes 398 amino acids. The record is from RefSeq and is a predicted model, not a curated record. The transcript is spliced from 6 exons.
UUUGGCAAUCAAAUAAGAGUAAACAUAUCGAACAUUUUGUUAUUCGAAUUCGCGUGAUUUCCCCCAAUACGAUCGAGUGAUGUUUGCAAUGAGCUCGGUCGAAAAUAUUUAUAUUGUGUGUACAGAGGAACGCGUCGGAAUAAAUCGCAUGAUUGCAUAAGAUUAAAACUGAAAAUUAACAAAUAGCCAGAUUGUAAAAUUACGAUAAUUCGUACUAAGUUCAAAGUAUCACGUUUAGUUCAUAGUUGGUCGCCUAACCUACAAUGAGCUGCAGAUAAAAUCGUCCAAAAAAUACACACACAUACAUAUACAAACAGCCAACGUAGAACACAGGAAAAAGCACCAUUCAUCAACAAAGCCAAAUUCCAUGUGUUGUGAGUUUUAAGGUGCAAAGAGCUUGUCUCAAUGUAUAAACAACGAUUGUUGCUGAAAAAUUUCGUGCCAGGAGCAAAUGGACUUCUAUCAGCUCAAUUCGGCAGCAAUGCGCCAAAUUCACUCAAAAUCGAGAAUGCCUUGGUUGUGUCAAAACUAUCACAUUUUGAUUUUGAGAAGCACAGAUACAAAGACUUGAAUGAGCAUGAGUUGGAGCACAAGAUCAGGAACAGGGGUACUGACUAUGAUAAGCUCAAAUACUACCACAAUCUGCACAAGAACUUUGAGAAUAAUGUUGUGGAUACAUUGAAAAAUAUGGGUAUUGCAGUGAAAGUUGUCAAUAGGUUCAAUUACUCAGAAGACUCCAUACAUUGGGCUGACAUUAUUGUGCCAACUGGUGGUGAUGGGACAUUCUUACUAGCAGCAAGCAAGAUUCGUGACAAUAAGAAAUUAGUUGUAGGAUUUAAUUCAGAUCCAAAUAGGUCUGAGGGUCAUUUGUGCUUACCAAAAAAAUAUUCUACUAACAUUAGGGAAGCUAUAGAGAAACUGCAGUGUGGUGAUUUUAAAUGGUUAUUGAGAAGUCGAAUACGCACUACAUUGAUAGGUCAAAGGGGCACCAAAGUUAUGCCCAAAAACUUGCAUGAGUGUAAUGACAAAGAUGAUAUGAAAUUCAUACCUACUAAAUUGGAAGAGUGUGGGAGGGUUUUACCAUAUCUUGCACUUAAUGAGGUUUUUAUUGGAGAAUCAUUGUCAGCAAGAGUCUCACAUUUGUCCAUGUGGCUGAAUGGUUUUGAUAGGGAGACCAAUAUGAAAUGCUCAGGGGUGUGUAUCUGUACUGGGACUGGAUCAACUUCUUGGAAUCUUAGUAUUAAUAGGUUACCCAUUCAAAGUGUUGCUGAGCUUCUGAGACUACUAGACAUUGAUGCAACUGAAGGAAAAGACAGUUUGGCCACUGUUUUAGCAAGGAUGUACAAUGAUAAUCUAACAUUUGCUGCAGAUGAUAAAAAGAUGUGCUACACAAUAAGAGAUUUAAUAUCGGCAGGUGUUUGGCCUCAACCGAAGGGCAUUAAAUCCAGGGGUUUCGCAUCCAAAGUAAAAGUAAAAUCCAAUUGCUUUGAUGCAUGUCUUGUCAUCGAUGGUGGUGUUAGCUUCGAAUUUAACGAUGGCACAAUUGCCAUACUCGAAAUAAACCCUGAUGACGCUUUGAGAACUGUUACAUUCAGUGAUUAAUUAUCCCAUUUUAUGUUUAUUUGACUGCAAGACCAAUUUUAUAUAAAUAUUUUGUAUACAUAUAUUUUAUCAAUUUACUGUUAAUGUAUCAUUGUUAUGUGAUAAUUGUAAUUUUUAUUUUAUAAAUAAAUUAGUUUUAAGAUU